Messenger RNA from Gymnodraco acuticeps, 5070 nucleotides. Its product is annotated as kelch-like protein 28. The record is from RefSeq and is a predicted model, not a curated record. The transcript has 6 exons. The coding region runs from base 134 to 1849 and encodes 571 amino acids. Lineage: Eukaryota; Metazoa; Chordata; Actinopteri; Perciformes; Bathydraconidae. Gene Ontology annotation, molecular function: protein binding.
AUCUGUAGCUCGGUAGCUAGGUUGGCAGUAGGUUGUUUUUUAUAGCCGCCUGGGCUUCCCACUCAUCGCUGCUGAACUCCGCCACUACAAAAUCGGUCAUUACAGCGGCACACAGACGGACUAUAGGUUACAGAUGGACCAGCAGGACCAGUCCUAUAUGUUUGCCAGUCUGAAACGGCCUCACUCCGAGCAGCUGCUGCAAGGCCUCCAGCUCUUGCGGCAGGAUCACGAACUAUGUGACAUUGUCCUGCGUGUGGGUGAUGCCAAGAUCCAUGCCCACAAAGUAGUGCUGGCCAGCAUCAGCCCUUACUUCAAGGCCAUGUUCACAGGUAACCUGUCAGAAAAGGAGACCUCUGAGGUGGAUUUUCAGUGCAUCGAUGAGACUGCCUUGCAGGCCAUUGUCGAGUAUGCCUACACUGGCACUGUGUUUAUCUCCCAGGAAACGGUGGAAUCUCUGCUACCGGCUGCCGACUUACUCCAGGUUAAGCUUGUACUUAAGGAGUGCUGCUCCUUCUUAGAGAGCCAGCUGGAUGCUGGGAACUGUAUAGGCAUCUCCCGCUUUGCAGAGACGUAUGGCUGUCAUGACCUGUGCCUGGCUGCAACUAAGUUCAUCUGUGAGAACUUUGAGGAAGUUUGUUUGACAGAGGAGUUUUUCGAACUGACGAGGGCCGAGUUAGAUGAAAUCGUGUCCAAUGACUGCCUUAAGGUGGUCACAGAGGAGACUGUGUUUUACGCCCUGGAGUCGUGGAUCAAAUAUGAUGUAACUGAGAGACAGCAGCAUCUAUCCCAGCUCCUGCACUGUGUUCGCCUUCCACUCCUCAGCGUCAAAUUUCUCACUCGCCUAUAUGAAGCCAACCACCUUAUACGAGAUGACCACGCAUGCAAGCACCUGCUCAACGAGGCCCUUAAAUAUCAUUUUAUGCCCGAACACCGGCUUUCCUAUCAGACUGUGUUGUCGGCGCAGCCCCGGUGUGCCCCCAAGGUUCUGCUUGCAGUAGGAGGCAAGGCGGGAUUGUUUGCAACAUUAGAAAGCAUAGAAAUGUAUUUCCCUCAGACAGAUUCUUGGAUAGAACUGGCCCCUCUCAGUGGACCCCGAUAUGAAUUUGGAGUGGCAGUGCUGGACCACAAGGUGUACGUGGUGGGAGGAAUCGCGACACACAUGAGACAGGGCAUUAGCUAUCGGAGGCACGAGAGCACAGUGGAGAGCUGGGACCCCGAGAGCAACACCUGGUCCUCGGUGGAGCGCAUGGCUGAGUGCCGCAGCACACUGGGGGUGGUGGUGCUGGCGGGCGAGCUGUAUGCCCUCGGAGGCUACGACGGCCAGUACUACCUCCAGUCGGUGGAGAAAUAUGUCCCCAAGUUGAAGGAGUGGCAGCCUGUGGCACCCAUGACCAAGUCCCGAAGCUGCUUUGCCACAGCAGUGCUGGAUGGCAUGGUGUAUGCUAUCGGAGGCUAUGGCCCGGCCCAUAUGAAUAGCGUGGAGCGGUAUGACACCAGCAAGGAUGCCUGGGAAAUGGUAGCCCCCAUGGCAGACAAGAGGAUCAACUUCGGAGUGGGCGUCAUGCUGGGCUUCAUAUUUGUGGUGGGCGGACACAACGGAGUGUCACACCUGUCUAGCAUUGAGCGGUUUGAUCCCCAUCAGAACCAGUGGACAGCCUGUCGGCCAAUGAAUGAACCUCGCACUGGUGUGGGCUCUGCCAUUGUGGACAACUACCUCUAUGUGGUGGGCGGUCACUCCGGGUCUUCUUACCUGAAUACUGUCCAGCGCUACGACCCCAUCUCGGACAGCUGGUUGGACUCGAGCGGCAUGAUGUAUUGCCGCUGCAACUUUGGUCUGACUGCCCUUUGACCCAUGGCCCAGCCAGCUAGGACCCCAUAAGAGAACUUAGACACAAAGACGUUUCUUUUUUGUUGUCUCCUCCUCCCCCACAUUCAUCCUCCAGGUGCAGAGGAGCGCUGCACACCACCGAGAACGCCGGAGGAGAGAGAGAGAGCCUGCUGGGUGGAUGGAUGUGCCGGGGCUAGCUGGCUGGCUAGAUGGAGACCACAGACAUGGCUGCAGAGAUGGAGAAGAGCUGCGGAACAGAGAGGAAGAUGAUGGGACGCCUGUUGUCACGGGCACAAGGAGACGACCGCUCUACUGCUGCUGGACCACAAUGAGGACUCCGAGCCAUUUCCCAGAGGAUUGUGGGAGAAAACUUGUCACUUUUAGUUGUUUUCUGUUAUGUUAGCAGACAUUUAUUUGUUCUCCUUCAUGCCAUCAAUUGUGUUUAAUACUUAGAUUUUUUUUUCUAUUAAUUUCCCCGCUGCAACUGGAAGCACGGGUUCAGAUUUUGUAGAACACCAGUUUGCUGGUGUAUUUGUUUGAGUAUGUGGUUGUUGGCCAUGUAGUGUGUGUGUGUGUGUGUGUGUGUGUGUCUGUGUGUAUGCUUGAGGGGUACAUGCAUGUCAGAUAGGGUUGUUUUGUUACGUGUCCGGGUGCAGAGCUGAAGCUCGGGCUCAGCGACCCAGGAGUUCUGCAUCAAAAUCAGUGCUUCACAAAAAAGAGAAAAGUUGGAAUCUUUAUAUUUUCAAAAAGGGCUGCCUUACUCUCUUGUAAAUAGUCUAAAUAAAAUAUAUAGAUAUGAAUAUAUCCUUUAGUGCAUUGCCUGUAAAUGUUUUUCUGCACUGGGUCACUGUGUGUGUGUGUGUAGUUUGAUUCCCAGGGUCAUUGUAGAGGUGAGUGACAGAUUCUCCUGAGAGAGUUUGUCGCCAGUUUCUGCUUCAUCCUCGGAGCCAUUUGAAUCCCCCAUGUUCUAUCUUCUGUUACAUCUUCCUAAGGUCAGGUCAUGCACUUGCUCCUCCUCACAAUUGUUGAAAUCGACCUUAGCCCUCCUUUCACCCUUUGGUCUGUACACAAUACCAACUGGUGCUAUAUUUAGGAUUCAGGAUUCAGCUGUUUGUCUGUGUUGCCUCACACAAGUAGGUCAACCUACUUCAGCCUCUGCUACAUUACUAUGGAAGAUGUUACUCAUUUGAUUUUUUUGCAUUUAAUAGUUGAAUGGCCCUCAACCAUGCAAUAAAAUAAAGCCCUACUCUGCGGUUGGAAAACUGCAAACUUCUGUCCACAUAAAUAUCUAAAAGGUUAGAAAUCUAGCACUUUGUUUGGAUGGAUUCUGUUAUUUUAUUUAUCCUAAUCGACAUUUCCCUUCCCCACAUCCUCCCUGUUUCUGGAUAUGAGCAUGCUUUGCCAUUGUCUCGAUCCCCUGAUUGGCUCCAACACUUGCUCUUUUCACUUACAAACUGAGUGAAAUGUGAUCCCCAUCUUGCUCAGGUUUGAGAUAAUCCAUUCGCAGCUUCAUGUGAAGUGCCAAAAAAUGACUUCUUUUUUUUUUUGCUCCUUCCCACCUUGUGUGCCACAAUUUGGAACAUUCUAUUCUCGUCCUUAUUGCUAAUGUAUUAGUAAUGCACCAAGGGCUGUGCCAGCCAACUCAGGCCAUGUUCCCUCUGUCCCCAGUCCUGGGUGUUGGGAGUGCUCCACUGGGUGUUUGACUUCCAGACUGGCUGAGGGUGUCACUAUUGUGCCGCCUUUGAGGGGGUGGCUAGGCUAACAGAGAGGUCAAGCAACGCACAGCAAUAGAGGGAGCGCUAGGCUAGGAAAUGCUAGGUGAGGUGUGUGUUAUGUUGAGUCACUUAAUGUUCAAGACGUGUAGUUUGAGUCUCUGUGUGUGCGCUGAUGUCUGCACACAGGUGAAACUAUAACGGAGCUCUGCAUUGCACUUACCAAACUAUUUGAUACAUAUUGUAAUUUGUGUAUAUAUGUUUAAUUUAGGAUAACGGCAUUUAGAUAAUGCAAUAAGACUUCUGUUCUCUCUGUGGAUGAAUAGCGUUUUUGUUUUUGUCUCUGUAAAAAGCCAAGGCAUCUCAUAUUGCUGUAACAGAACCCCACAUGGCAUGUCUGUUGAAUCACUGUGGACGUCUGAUGGAACAUCAAACGGUACCUUUGCCUCAUCCCACCAGACACCCUGUGUUGUCAUUUUGUAGUGCAUGCUGGAUCAUUUGUACAAGACAUGUUUAUCGAGGCAGAUUCAGAUUGAUUGUGUCAUUAAUUGUAAUGAAUGGCCUAAUUUAAAUUGUAUUUUUCUUUUUUAAAUCAGCUGUUCUCAUCACAAACGUCUUGUAAAUGUUAGACGGGACAUGUGCUCUUCUAUUUGUACUCUAAACGAUGUUUGUGAAAUGACUAGGGAAAGAAUUACUACAGAUGAGAUCUAUGUGUCUUGCAAUAUUGUCAUCUUGUUGAGUGUAGAGUACUGUCUUUACGAUUUCUGCUUUAUUUUUGAAAGAGUCAUGAAUAAGCAACCUAAGGAUAUUCUGCAAAAUGUUACUUUAGAAAGAUGUGAAUGACUUAUUUAGUAUUUAUUAUAAUUUUUGUAUGUUCUGUAACCUGAUUUGUUUGCUAAUUCUGUGUAUUGUACUAGAUUGUUAGUUGCUUAACAGCCAAAGCACAAAUCACGCAGGCGUAAUUAUGUGCUGCAGCCAUGACUCAUCCAGCACCAAUGUUAUGUACAGUGUCAUGAUUUGAGGUGUAUAUUAAUUACUUAUUUCGGAGGGACGAUGAUGAAAAUAUCUGCAAACGUGAAUCUGCAAAAAGAAGGGAUGUUGAAAUUGAGUUUGCAUUUUCAUUAUGGCCUAACCAAUGUCAUGUGUUUGCCACCACUCUCACCAAAGUGCUUGUUCAAAGAAAGCAGAUGGAUGACUAACACCUCUGGUCUGCAAUGGACUGCCACUCUGUUUGUGUCUGAAAGAAAAACCCUUUGAAACUGAUGUCAAUGUUAGCCAAAAGACCACUCUGCUUCUUUUACAUUUCCACCCCCCCCCCCCCUCCUUCCAUUGUGUGUCUGGAGUAAGGUGAUGAUCUUGAAUUUUAUAUCCUGUGGAUUAAUACUGGAAGUACAAGAUAACCUUAGGCGUAGAAACCGUAGCUUUUUACAUUUGAUCAUGUUUUGAUUGAAGACAUUUUACAUACAUUUUAGUCAGUUUGUGUGGUGCAGUUGUACCCAGUUUAAAAUAAAUGCCUGCCUUAAAAGGUAC